AUGGACGGCGGCAGCGACUCUCAGCCGGUGACGGCGAAACUCCGCGCUUCUCGUCGACGCCCGCCACGUGCUUCACGUGCCUGCGAGACUUGUCGAGUGCGCAAGACCAAGUUAUCAAGAUUGUUCAUUGACUCCCUGGCGCUUUUCAUGGUAGUGCGACCAAGCUCAGCCGUGUUCCUAUUGUGCUUUUCAUUCUUAGACCAUUCGCUUGAUUGCUUCUAUCGCGCUGCAGGUCCGAAUGAGGCCUCAACAGCCGCAAAGAGACAGGCGCAAAUCCGAGAGGCUCAAAAAUCAAAGACCCGGCCAUCACCAUGGCCAGAUAGUGACUCUCCGGAUCACUAUACCCCCCGGGUUGCGCGAAGUAUUGGCAAUAUCAAUGCUAGCUCACCUACUGUUUUCACUCCCAAACGUGAUGAUGACAGCAUUGUUGCUGCCACACCUGAGCUGUGCGACUCAGCAUCCCGAGACGGUUUGAGUGGUGUCAACCUUCACACCAAUGGCACGGAAUUCUAUGGCAAUUCCUCGAACCUUGCGUUUCUGGGAAAUCUCUAUGCUCGGGCUCGUAAUCAAGCAGAGAACAAACCGUUGACAAUUCCUGAUAACGAGCCGUCGUACCCAUCUAACGGUGGAACUAAUGCGGUGGUCAAUUCGUUAUCCGACAAAACAGCCGCGGACCAGUUGACACCCAACUCUCCAGCCGACAAGCAGUCUGAAAGUUCACAGACGAAUAAGGCGCAACUUUCGAUAGUGAACCUUCUGUAUAAUCCGAAAUAUCCUAGUCACUCCCCACCGCAGAUUAGCGGCGGAGCCGAAGAUGAUAGACAAGGGAGGAAAGAAAAUGCCGAGGGGACCAGAGCUAAUGCUCAAAGCUUCGUGGGCAAGUUGAAAGCUCCCGUGUCCAUUCAAUGA
Molecule: messenger RNA, 909 nt
Organism: Aspergillus niger
Lineage: Eukaryota; Fungi; Ascomycota; Eurotiomycetes; Eurotiales; Aspergillaceae
Exons: 6
Coding region: 1-909 (302 amino acids)
Source: RefSeq, a predicted model, not a curated record